UCGUCACCGUAAGCAGCAAACGAACACUUCCCAUAACGAAACUCUACUUUGGCGAUGUGUCGGAGCCUAGCUAUGGAAUUCUACAGCUUAGUGACGUGGAAUGCCUCGGAGGUAAUUGCGCUUGAACUCGAAAGCAUAUCGAUCACACCUUCCUCUUACUUUAACAUGACCGAUCACGGCUUUAACCCUUCCGCUCUAACCGAUGGCAAACUCGACACGUGUACGAUAAUACCGGAACCGGAUUCACUGAGCAAGUCGCACAGCAUGGAUUACAUAUACAUGCUGAGGUUGGCAACGGAGACAGCGUGGGGAUCUAUUCGUAUCGAGAUAGCGACACGGGCGAUCGGCUGCACUCCCUCCACGCGCGCUUCUAGAGUCAGCAAAAACAUGGCAGUAGGUACCGCUUUAGGUGUUGAACAACAGUAG
Messenger RNA from Priapulus caudatus, 426 nucleotides. RefSeq lists its product as uncharacterized. NCBI's taxonomy places the organism in Eukaryota, Metazoa, Priapulida, Priapulimorpha, Priapulimorphida, Priapulidae. The record is from RefSeq and is a predicted model, not a curated record. The transcript is spliced from 3 exons. The coding region runs from base 55 to 426 and encodes 123 amino acids.